Messenger RNA from Erinaceus europaeus (western European hedgehog), 1825 nucleotides. RefSeq names its product phospholipid phosphatase 6 (gene PLPP6). Lineage: Eukaryota; Metazoa; Chordata; Mammalia; Eulipotyphla; Erinaceidae. The record is from RefSeq and is a predicted model, not a curated record. Gene Ontology annotation, molecular function: sphingosine-1-phosphate phosphatase activity. The transcript has a single exon. Bases 1 to 885 code for a protein of 294 amino acids.
AUGCCGAGCCCCCGCCGGAACCUGGAGGGCCGGCCGCUGUGCGCCUCGGCCGGGGGCGGCGGCAGCAGCCCGGGCAGCCCGGCCCACGGCGGCGGCGGCGGCAGGUUCGAGUUCCAGGCGCUGCUCGGAAGCCGCGCGCCCGGCGUCGACGGCCCCAGCGCCCGGCUCCGCGCCUCUGACAGCCCGGUGCCCCGGCGCGGCUCCUUCCCGCUGGCCGGCGCGGGCCCUUGCUCGCAGGCGCCCCCGGCCCCGCCGCCUGAAGAGGCCCGCCUGGACCUGAACCCGUCCUUCGCGGCCAUCGCCCUGCGCUCGCUGCUGGCCAUCGACCUGUGGCUGUCUAAGAAGCUGGGCGUGUGCGCGGGCGAGGGCUCGCCGUGGGGCAGCGCGAGGCCGCUUAUGAAGCUGCUGGAGGUCUCGGGCCACGGCAUCCCGUGGCUGCUGGGCGCCCUCUACGGCCUGGCCCGCAGCGACAGCUGGGCCGGCCGCGAGGUGCUCAUGAACUUGCUCUUCGCGCUGCUGCUCGACCUGCUGUUGGUGGCCCUGAUCAAGGGGCUGGUCCGCAGGCGCCGGCCCGCCCACAACCAGAUGGACAUGUUCUUCGCAGUGUCGGUGGACAGGUACUCCUUCCCCUCCGGCCACGCCACGCGCGCCGCCCUGGCCUCCAGGUUCAUUCUCAAGCACCUGGUGCUGGCCAUCCCCCUGAGGGUGCUGGUGGUGCUGUGGGCCCUCGUCCUGGGCCUCUCCAGGGUCAUGCUGGGGCGGCACAAUGUCACCGAUGUGGCUUUUGGCUUCCUUCUGGGCUAUAUGCAGUACAGCAUCGUGGACUACUGCUGGCUCACGCCACACAACGCCCCGAUCCUCUUUGUCCUGUGGAACCAACAGUGACACUGCCUCGCUCCUUCCUGCACAGGGCAAUGCUGUCGAAAUAAACCAGCAGCCUGCUGGCUGGCCCCUCUGAAGACAUCACUGGUAUCUUUAGCUACCAUCUUGCUGGGUGGCUUGGCUGGAGCAUGGACUGACCACAAGCAUAUGACGAAAAAAAAGUCUAUUACAUAUCAAUUCAACAGCUCCUUAUAGCCCAGAAAACUGCAAAGGAACUGCACCAUGGUGACAAUGAUGUGGCUGUCUCUUAAAAUGACAACAGUAAAUUUUGUAUUUUAGAGUAAUCUUACAAGUCAACCUAUGACUUGUAAACAGAACUUUGAAAAAGAAAUAGUUAUCCUAUGAAUUUAUGCACAGAUGAGCCACAUCCUAGUGCGCUUCCUGAAGUAGAUCUUAAACCGUAUCUAAAACAGAGCUUCUUCCCCCUAAUGUACUCCCUUUGGGGAGUUUUUUUUUUUUUUUUUCUUAAUUCUGAUUGUAUUGGCAAGCCUUUUUUCUCUCCGCCCCCCCCCCAUUGUCUCUUUCAGCUUGGCAGACUGGCUAGUGAGAAGAUAGAUUAUAGCACCUGUCUUUCUUUCCUUCCCCUGCACCUCCUCAAAACAUCUUUAGACAGUCCCCACUCCUCUCUAAUGCAGUCUUUCAGCAGUUAGAAAAGCACUUGAAGAAGAAAACACUUCAAAGUGGGCCUAGCUACAGUUCCAAUAAAAGGGGGAGGAUGGGACUAUGUAAAGCCUCAUGUCUAUCUAAUUUAUUGGUAACUCACAGCAUGGUAUGAUGGGAAGGAAAAACUAAAUUGCGGGAAGAAAAAUCAGAGAAAUGGGGAGUUUGAGGAGCUUGAACUGACUAUAUUAUAUAUGCCAGUAUCGAAAGAGUUUGGGCCCUGCUGGUAAUCAUCUGUACUGGAUAAAUAAUGCUCCUCUAUUGAGGUAAUAAAAAUGGAAAA